GGAUAUCAUGAUCUGUUGUUUCGGGUUUACCAACAACCUGAUAUUCCCUCUUGAACGUCUGAUCGGUGUUGGUAGUAGCGCUGCCUAGCUUUUUGGCAUCUUUGGAUCUUUCGUGUAGGGUGGACAUCAUGAACAAGGUUUGAUUAUGGGCAGUGUUUAGAUAACGGGAUGUUUGAUAGUACUUCUGGAUUGGAGUAUAUAUACUCGCUGGGGUCGUAUUCAGACUGUGUCUCGUAUUGCGUCAGUGUGAUGUCAGGCCUGAUUCUGAACGUCAGUAUCCAGGAAAACUGGAGCAUAUUUCGUCAGAAACCGAAUUGCACAAAAAAAGAGUGGAGAAAUCUAGAAUCCGGGGAGAGAGACCUCGAGUAUUUGUGAAAGUAACAGUGUUGCUAUUGUUAUCAUAAUGCUUGCAGUAGCUGUACCAGCAUUUGCGGUGUUGCUACAGUCAAAAGCAGACGGACGAAACCGGACAUUGCCGAGACGCGACUUGACCUGCGACGAUGGCAACCACAUCCUCCCCACCAUCCAUAAUCCUUACUGAUGCUUUGGCUUCAUUUACCAAAGCUGCAAAUCUCGCAUUUGCAACAGUUCAAGACCAGGCUCGCGUCGAAGUGGCGAAAGUGUCCACAGAGACGCGGGAGGCGCGACGUGAACGUGACGAUGCACUCAAGGCUCUGCAUGCAUCCAGGAGCGAUGAACAGGUUUGGAAAGAAGAAGCAGGUGCUUGGAAGACAGCGGCAGAACAGGCUGAUAUGACUGUAAAACAUCAAACGGAGACCAUCGCUCAGCUCCGACAUGAAGCAACCCAAUGGAAGAAUCAGUGCUUACGCUUAGAAGAGACCUCACGACAGGAGGCCAUCAGCUGGAAAGAGCAGUUUUUGAGAGUCGAACAAGAACGAUGUAAGCUAUCCUUGAGGGUAGACGAGCUUAUAAGCGAGCAAUUAAACUACCAGACAAGUACUCCAUCGCUUCCCUUUACUCCAAAGGUCAGAUACACAGACACAAACAUGUCAAUAUCGUCAAGAUCGCAUCACCUUUCAAAUUACGCGUCCGCGAGUCCCGCUUCUCAAGAUAUGCCUUCCACCAGUUCAGCAAAAUCUCAAACCGACUCUCAAAGGCCCAGCUCUCUCAUGGAUAAACCUCUAGCUGCCGCGCGUGAUAGGGCUCCCGGAAAAUUUGCGAUAACACAACUGCCGACGCCAGUAAGCGAGCACCAGAGGAAUAUCAGGCAAAAGGUUGGGAAGGGUAAAACCUUCUCAGUGGAAAUCCCCUCUCGUGGUGAACCACAACACAAUGGAGAUGGGGAUACUCCAGGCUCUCGGACUACAUUCAUUCGACGCGUAAAGGCUGUCGUACAGAUACCUGUAAAAGAAGAGAGCUUUGAUGGCAAUGUUUCCGACCCCUCGCCUUCUGCGUCUACAUCCUCCUCAGCUCCUGCUGUCAACUUGGAAGCUCCCCCAUCGCGUUCUGCACGACAGACGCGCACGAAGAAGCGUACUCGUAAAGCAGUACAGGAUGAGAUCGAAAGCCAAAGUGAGAUAGAGGAAGUCGAGAAUAGCCAAAGCUCAGGAGAUGGGCACUCUCUCGCGGAAGAUUCAGACGAUGAAGACGAACUAAUGAUGUGUCCUGAGAAUAACGAUCAAGAAAUGUAUGGGGUCCAGCAUAUCUCUCAAGCUGCUCGUCGAGGAAAUACAAAAACCACUGCGAUACCAGAGAAAAGGCGCAAAAUCACUGCCGUUAAACGCACAAAUAAACUAUCUAGCGAGAAACCAAAAGCAAGGAGAGUCUAAUCAUUGAAUUAAGUGUAGUCGAUUUUCUUAUUCCUAUUUUCGUAUUUUGAAUAACCUAUUAUGUAUCUUUCUAUGUAUCAUCAUAUGUCAAACACUGUUGCAAGCUUAAACCCAUGUACCGGUCAUGUACCAGUCACAACGCAGGCUAUAUUGAAUUUAGUUA
Messenger RNA from Serpula lacrymans var. lacrymans S7.9, 1953 nucleotides. RefSeq lists its product as uncharacterized. Bases 501 to 1790 code for a protein of 429 amino acids. The transcript has 6 exons. Lineage: Eukaryota; Fungi; Basidiomycota; Agaricomycetes; Boletales; Serpulaceae. The record is from RefSeq and is a predicted model, not a curated record.